Messenger RNA from Hylaeus volcanicus, 2188 nucleotides. Its product is annotated as myosin-2 heavy chain-like. Bases 20 to 1825 code for a protein of 601 amino acids. The transcript has 23 exons. NCBI's taxonomy places the organism in Eukaryota, Metazoa, Arthropoda, Insecta, Hymenoptera, Colletidae. The record is from RefSeq and is a predicted model, not a curated record.
UUAUGUUUUAUAGCAAAAAAUGACUUUUUGGUUUUCUUGUAUUUUUUAUUUAUAUUUAUUACAACAAGGUUUUUGUGUUCAUCCAUUUCACAAACGCUUAACUUCAUUAGUUGCACUUAAUACACCUCAACGGGAAAAAAGUCAUCAUGGGCAGAAUAAAGAACCAUUUUUUCUAUCCGAGUCAUCGAGACUAAAGAAUCAUUUGGAGGACGCAAUUAAUUUCAAAAAGUUACAUAAUGCAAAUUUAUUAAUACCUCUAUCAACGUUAACGAAAAGCGAAAAAUUAGAUGUAUCUUCCCCAGCGCAGAAAAAAACUUUUUCUAAUAACGGAAAGGAAUACCUUCAGCAGUUAAGCGAAAGCAGUUUAAAUUCAAACAAAGCUUAUAAAAACGAGGAGGAGACACAUAGAUUGCAGCGAAAACAGAAACAAGAAAAACAAAACCAAGAACCGCAAAAUGAGGAAGCGCGAAACGAAGAAGACAAAGAAGAACAAAAUCAUAUUAAGCAAUCAGAGAAAUUAGAAGAAAAAAAGAAAAAAGUUGAUAGUAACGUAGUCGCGGAACAUGAGAAACAAAUGUCUACUGGCAACCCAAAAAAGAGUCAGGAUUCGGAAGAAUCAAUGCAAGAAAGCAUAACAAAUCGUUCAUUGAAACUGGCCAACCAAGCGGAAUGUUUAAACAACAAUAUUAAAAGUCUUGAGGAGGAGUUGAAGAAUAUCAACGAGCAUAAUUCGAAAAAAGAUAAGGAAGAUGAAACAAAGAAAUCUUUAGAGGAAGGAAAACUAGAGGUUAAACGUAUUCGGAACAAAUUGAUGGAGAGCAAAAACGCGGAAGAAAACGCUGAAGAACUGGAAAACAACAAUAUAAGUAAAUUAGACGUUGAGGUUAAAGAGGCUGAUGAUGAAAUGUCAAAGAGAAAAGAAAAUCAUAAUAACGAAAUGAAAGAAAAAGAAGCGGAAUUGACAAACAAAGAAAAGAAACUGGAUUGUGAAACAAAUGAAGCCUUGAGAGAAUUGAGUUUAGAAGAUGCUUUGCCACAGGAGGGCACAGAGGAAAAUUUUGAAGAAAGGAGAGAUAAUUUGAAGAAAAAAGAGGCCGCCGCAACUUCAGAAGGCGAUCUUGCUAAUAUUCAAGCUGAGGCUCUCGUUGAGUAUACACUCGAAAUAGAAAAACUAAUAAAAAAGACCGAAAGCGUUUUAAACAAUGCAGAAAAAGAUUAUAUUGCUUUAACGAAAACGAUUGAAAAAAAUUCUAUAUUAAAUACAACGGACAUCUCCUGCGAUAGUGUUAAAAAUUUCGAGGAAAAAUUUGAAGAUAUUAGAAUACAAGAGAAUCUUUUAAAUGAUGCUGUCUCAAGUGCUAAAGAAACUUUAAAAAAGAUGGAUAAGCUACAAGAUGAGUCUAAAACCUUACGAAGCAACGCCGAGACUGUGAUGAAGAAUGCUAAAAGUAUUUCUUGUGCUGACACAGACCGUCAGUUUGAAGAUGUUAAGCAAGAGACAGCAUCAACUGGGGAUAAGAUAAAGGAAUUCAGUCGUGAGAUAGUUGGGCUACAGACUCGACUAACCGAUUUGGAAGGAAAAAUAGAGACGAGUGAAAGUACUGAUGAAUUAGCACAUGAGGAAGUUGCGAAAAUAAAAGAGAAAUGCCAAAGUGAAAAAGUGAAGUCAAAAUCGUGUUCAAGCGAUUCCUGUCCUUCAACAAAGAAAAUAAACGAGACCUCUGAUUUGACUGAAGGGGAAAACGUGUUAGUUUAUGCUAUUUGUAAAUUAAAGGUCGAGAACAAGCCGAGGCUAAAGAAAAUCGUGAAAUAUGUCCUAGUCUAGUCAUCGGGAAAUGUUGAACUGAAUUUCCCCUGAUAUCGUGGAAUAUGUAAACGGCGGGGUCCUUUUGUGAAACAAAUUUUUUUUUUCUCGCGUUAAACGAAGUUUAAAAAAUAAAAAGUACUGAUACCUUAGGAACGUGGUAUACAAGCCUUGCAAAAGAUCAAUUUUGAACUAUUAUUAAAAAAAUUGAGGUAUAAAAGCUUGGUGUGACGCUUAGUAAUACGGGUACCCGAGAAAUAACUUUCAAAACCUUACUCUUUUUGGGCACUCGCAGUAUAGAGACAGUUUUUAUUAUAUAAAAAAUGUGACUCUUGUUUAAUUGAACAUUGAAUUAAAAACACAAAAAUGGUUAUUAAAAACAGA